Molecule: messenger RNA, 3132 nt
Organism: Linum trigynum
Lineage: Eukaryota; Viridiplantae; Streptophyta; Magnoliopsida; Malpighiales; Linaceae
Source: the annotation of a GenBank genome assembly
UGUACAUAGUAGUUACUCCAUCCCGUUGCUUUCCGCCUCCCUUCCUCCACUUCUCUCUCUAUGUAAAAAAAAUCAGCAGAUUACUUGUAAAAUAAUUAAUCUUACCAUUAUAAAAUAAUUAUUUCACCGGCAUGAUUUUUUUUAUUACUUAGUUAUCCUUUUGGGUGCAUGGUUUCCUAGGUGGUUUAUCAUCCUUUUGGUAUGUUUCAUGAGAGUUCUUGUGUGCUUGCACAUAUUUAUGGUAUGCUUGAGAAAACUUUGGUAAUCUUUAUGAGGUUUUUGGUCUAUCUCAAGGAACUUGUAGUCUGCUUUAUGAGGUUUUUGGUUUGUUUUAUGAAACUUAUGGUUAGCUUUAUGAGGUUUAUAGUAUGCUCUAGGGAAUUUUGGGUUUGCUUUAUGAGAUUUCUGGUAUAUUUCAUGGUUCUUGUGGUCGAUGUCAGCCAAGGAUGUGACGUAAAAUAAUUGGGGAAUGCUAAAUGCGUGUUCCCUCCUCGCAAUUUAAAAAAUGAGAAGUGUUGCCCCUCAACGGCGGAUCCAGUACUGAGUAGAGCACCGAGCCACAUUUUGAAAAGAGGCAGAGCGAGUUGGGCCGUAGCUCGAUGAACACUUAAACAAAUAUCAUCAAACCAAAAUAUUUCUAUUGACUGAAGUUAGUGUUAGUAUCAAACUAAUAAGUUGGGUGUAAGUACUCUAACCUAAACCUUAGGAGUGGCUAUGACUCAAACAUACACUAUCGUUAUCCGUUUAGGGUAAUAUUAGAAUUUGACUAUGAUCCUUGCUAAGACUUGGCAUAAGGAUGUCCUUUUACAUAGUUGGAUUGUGCGCCCCGAUCGAUAUUCACGUCGCUUGGAUAUAUGCGUGGCAAUUGGCGAAAAAUUUGUUGCAGGUACUUUCCUCAAGGGAUCGACAUCUACUUCGACAACGUCGGAGGAGAAAUGCUGGACGCCGCGCUGCUGAACAUGAGAGUGAAGGGCCGAAUCGCGGUGUGCGGCAUGGUGUCGCAGCACGGCGUCACCGAUUCCGGCCCGGGAAUUCGCAACAUCUCCAACGUCAUCGUCAAGCGGAUCAAGAUGCAAGGGUUCCUCCAGAGCGAUUACCUGCACCUUUACCCGCGCUUUCUGGACCACGUCACCGCGCACUUCCUUGCCGGCGACAUUGUCUAUGUUGAGGACAUGGAUGAAGGUCUCGAGAGCGCUCCGGCCGCCCUCGCCGGGUUGUUCACCGGCGAGAAUAUUGGCAAGAAAGUUGUUCGUGUUGCCCUCCCCCUGAAUCAUGAAAUUCAAUGAAUUUGAGAUGUAGUUCGUUAGAUUUUAAUAAAAGAAAAUGUUAUGCAACCUAGCUCGUGCUUUGAUCAUUUUGUAUACUUUUUUCCAUCCAAAACCAGCUUAGUUGAGACUAGAGAGCCCUAAAGAAGCUUUUACCAAUCCUGGAAUGCUGAGAUUUCUCUUUGAAUUGCUUGAUUGCCCACUUUACUUCUAUUAAGGUGGAGCCGGGAAUAUGGGGUAAAUUUGCAAGAUUGGUUAUUGGGAUUACUAAAAUGUUCAUGUUUGGCGAUUAAAAAUAUUUUACUUUGACGAACAAAGGUUUGGUCUAGUGGUAAUACCACUAGGUUUGAACAUGGAAAUCUCAGAUUCGAAUCUAUUAAAUAGUAGAUAAACCACAAAAGUUGAAUAUAUCAUCCUUAUCCGUAAUUUUUUUUUGUUCCAUUCGGUGAUCACUAGAAUUAGUUAAAAUUUCCAAAUUUGGUCACUCUUCGAUAAUCUUUGUGAGCCCCUAUUAACGUCGUCUGUAUUUGCUGAGGUGUCUAACAUAAGUGAUGAUUCACCAAAUUUUGACCCGAAAAAAGUAAAAAUCGACCGUACAUUCAGCUAACCUACCUUUCAUCAAUGACCCAACCUAACAACCUUUAACCAAACCAGACCAGACCAGACUCGACCUGACCAUCUUUUCUCUUUCUCUCCCCUCUCUCCUCUAGCGCUCCUCACUACUCCUUGAUAGAAACAAACUUUCUAUCGGUUCUUCUGAAUCGAGAUUGUUGUUUGGGAAUUAUGAGUUAUAGAAUAGAAUUAGGGAUUAGGAAAAUAAUUGGGGAAGAAAGAGUAGAAUGACCGGCGGCCGAGACUAGGGAAGAAUACGAGAUUGAGAGAGAAAGACAGAUUAUGGUUUAGGGUGAUAAUUUGAUAAUUUGUUUCUUGAUUGAUUCCGAAAUGAAACAGAAAGUACAUAUUUAUAACAAAAGACUGGAAAACCUGACAAUAAACCUAAUAAAAGACUACUAACCCUAAUAAUAUUAAUCAUAAUAGUUAUAAUAGAAACCGUAGGUUUCUAUCACCCCUCACCUUUAACCCGACCCUUCCCAGUAAAGCUCGCCAUCCGAUUCUCUCUUCUUCUGCGAAGUAGCCAACAAUUGAUUUCAUUCUUUAAUUUCAUGGCGAAUACCGCCUUCAGUGUUGGAACCGUUGCGACCGUUGUCGACUCCGCAUUCUACCUAGUCGAGAGAGGCCAACAUGUGGUUAUCUUCGACCGUUUCACCGGAGUUGUCCCCCCGUCGUCGGUGAAGGUACUUGAUGACACUUAAGUUAUAUCGUUUAUCACUCUCAUAUUUGAUACAUUUCCCCCUUCUAUCAAUGCACCUUUAGUACUUUCUCAUAUAUUUUAUACCUAAAUUAUAACUAUUUGAUCAGUGGGCAUGAUUUGAUAGACACAAGUUGUGUUUUGUAUGAUUUUAUGCCUUUUUAGUAUGUUUUUGUGCUUUUCAAGAUAAAUUACAACUUAGGAGAAUUUGGAUCUAACAUUGGAUGAUUCUGUUGGGGCAAAGGAGCUACAGAGAGAAGAUUAUGGAGUUUUCAUGUAAAUGACGAAGUCCAAUGACAGAGAAACCUAUUGGGAACCACGAGUAGAGCCCACAAGGAGUCCAAUGGAGAAAGACUCGACCCAAACCAAAGCAAGAAUCAGUGGUGGCCCAGUGUUGGGUCUAACCGUCGCUCAUGUAGGGGCAAAUCACGAUGAUAUCUCCAUGACACAUUGCUUAUGGGGCAAGGAGCUCCGCCCACGAAGAAAACAUGUGGUGGUUCUAGCUGCCACCCAACAGUCACUACAAGUCACAAACCCAAAUAAAGAUAGUUAGAAUGU